GAUAACACGUGGCUGUCGGUUUGUGAUACUGUUGAUAGUAUAGAUUGACAAGUGGUCGUCAUGCCGGGUCGUGGUAGACCUAAGACAACUGGUAAAUCACAUAAUAAGAACAGCAGUUCAUAUAUUCAUGGAAAACGCACAAUCGAUGGCAUUAUUAAGUCUACAGGCGGGGGAAUGGGGAGGUUUAUCACACGACAGAACAGUCAGAAGACAUCAGACGAUAUUGUUGACAAGGUCGAGGUCAUUGACUUGUCGUCUGCAACAGCUGCCUUACAGUUGCCAGCUGUGUGAGGACAUGAAAACCGAGACAUCCAUGGAUGGAGAGACCUCAGAAGCCUGUGUGAAGAAAGAGGAGACGCUGGAGCUGAAUAUCUACAGCUAUGGAGACGAUCUCGACAACCCACCUGAAGGUCUCUCCGUUAAAGUGGAAGAUCCUGACGAUAAAGACUAUCUCUACUGUGAAGUUUGCAAAUCCUUCUUCCUCAACAAAUGUGAGGUUCAUGGACCACCCCUCUUCAUCCCCGAUACUCCUGUUCCCAUGGGAGUCCCUGACCGAGCCAGACAAACACUUCCUCCUGGGCUAGAAAUCCAGAAGUCCAGUAUUCCUGAUGCAGGCCUGGGAGUGUUUAAUAAGGGGCAGACUGUUCCAGUAGGUGCACACUUCGGCCCCUGCCAGGGAGAGCUGGUGAACCGAGAGGAAGCCAAGAACAGUGGAGGCUCCUCGGUUGUAUGCAUGCAGUGUGAAGAAUACAUCGAUGCCAAAAGAGAGAUGCAUGUGAAUUGGAUGAGGUAUGUGAAUUGUGCCCGUAAUGAAGAAGAACAGAAUCUUGUGGCAUUUGAGUAUCAAGGGAGAAUUCUGUAUCGUUGCUGUCGAUCCAUUAACCCAGGACAGGAGCUCUUGGUGUGGUAUGAAGAGGAGUACACCAAAGAACUCAGUCCUGCACCUACAGGAACAACCAGACAGCAAGAACACCAGCGCAUUCACACAGGAGAGAAACCGUAUCACUGCUCACAGUGUGGAAAGAGUUUUACUCAUCAGAGAGAUCUCCAACUACACCAGCGCAUUCACACAGGAGAGAAGCCGUAUCACUGCUCACAGUGUGGGAAGAGUUUUACUCAUCAGAGUACUCUCCAAACACACCAGCGCAUUCACACAGGAGAGAAGCCGUAUCACUGCUCACAGUGUGGGAAGAGUUUUAUUCGUCAGAGUCAUCUCCAACAACACCAGCGCAUUCACACAGGAGAGAAGCCGUAUCACUGCUCACAGUGUGGGAAGAGUUUUACUCAUCAGAGUAAUCUCCAAACACACCAGCGCAUUCACACAGGAGAGAAGCCGUAUCACUGCUCACAGUGUGGGAAGAGUUUUAUUCGUCAAAGUCAUCUCCAAACACACCAGCACAUUCACACAGGAGAGAAGCCGUAUCACUGCUCACAGUGUGGAAAGAGUUUUACUCAUCAGAGUCAUUUCCAAAUACACCAGCACAUUCACACAGGAGAGAAACCAUAUCACUGCUCACAGUGUGGGAAGAGUUUUACUCAGCAGAGUCAUUUCCAAAUACACCAGCGCAUUCACACAGGAGAGAAGCCGUAUCACUGCUCACAGUGUGGGAAGAGUUUUACUCAUCAGAGUGCUCUCCAACAACACCAGCGCAUUCACACAGGAGAGAAGCCGUAUCACUGCUCACAGUGUGAGAAAAGUUUUACUCAUCAGAGUACUCUCCAAACACACCAGCGCAUUCACACAGGAGAGAAGCCGUAUCACUGCUCACAGUGUGGGAAGAGUUUUACGACGCAGAGUAAUCUCCAAGUCCACCAGCGCAUUCACACAGGAGAGAAGCCGUAUCACUGCUCGCAGUGUGGGAAGAGUUUUACGACGCAGAGUAAUCUCCAAGUCCACCAGCGCAUUCACACAGGAGAGAAGCCGUAUCACUGCUCACAGUGUGGGAAGAGUUUUACUAGUCAGAGUCAUCUCCAAACACACCAGCGCAUUCACACAGGAGAGAAGCCGUAUCACUGCUCACAGUGUAGAAAGAGUCGUCUCCAACAACACCAGCGCAUUCACACAGGAGAGAAGCCGUAUCACUGCUCACAGUGUGGAAAGAGUUUUACUCAUCAGAGUGCUUUCCAAACACACCAGCGAAUUCACACAGGAGAGAAGCCGUAUCACUGCUCACAGUGUGGAAAGAGUUUUACUCAGCAGAGUGCUCUCCAAAAACACCAGCGCAUUCACACAGGAGAGAAACCGUAUCACUGCUCACAGUGUGGGAAGUGUUUUACUCGUCAGUAUGAUCUCCAACGACACCAGCGCAUUCACACAGGAGAGAAGCCAUAUCACUGCUCACAGUGUGGGAAGUGUUUUACUCGUCAGUAUGAUCUCCAACGACACCAGCGCAUUCAUACAGGAGAGAAGCCGUAUCACUGCUCACAGUGUGGGAAGAGUUUUACUCAGCAGAGUCUUUUCCAAAUACACCAGCGCAUUCACACAGGAUAGAAGCCGUAUCACUGCUCACAGUGUGGGAAGAUGUUUGCUUGUUUAGUUACAUUUAAGACCUUCAAGUGCACUAACUCAGAGACAUUGCAUGAUUUAAAGUUGUCAAAUUAAAUAUGGUUAUUACAGUUUUGACUGAAAAUGACCUGUACUUUGAACUUUAUUUUUCAUGUUACACUGGUCAACAAUUUUUCAGAAGUUGUCUGCUUCAGAGAUGAAAUUGGCUAUUAUGAAAUUUGGUGUGUUGAAUUAGAAGUGACAGUUAAUCAGCUGAUUGGCUAUGGUUUCCAAGAUAUUUAAGAUUUUAAAUUUUAUACUUAUGUACAUUGUGUAGAUUGUAAUGUUUUAAAUAUAAAUUGUAAAACUAGGUCUCUUCAUGUGUUUAU
Molecule: messenger RNA, 2874 nt
Organism: Neoarius graeffei (lesser salmon catfish)
Lineage: Eukaryota; Metazoa; Chordata; Actinopteri; Siluriformes; Ariidae
Product: zinc finger protein 431-like
Exons: 6
Coding region: 128-2491 (787 amino acids)
Molecular function (GO): protein binding; histone methyltransferase activity
Source: RefSeq, a predicted model, not a curated record